AUGAAUCACUCAAGUUUUCACGAAUUCAUCAUCUCCUCGUUCCUCAACACCCAACGGCCCCCGACCGUCAACGAGGUCGCCGCCCAUUUCAACACAGACACCAGCACAGCACGCAAAGACCUAAGGUCCCUAGCCGACUACCACGGGGUCGUACUGCACCCCAAAUCCGACGAGGUCUGGGUCGCCCACCCCUUCUCGGCAUCGCCCACAACCUGCGUCGUAUCGGCCGGCGAUCGCAAAUGGUGGGGAAACUGCGCCUGGUGCUCGCUCGGCGUGAUGAAGCUCGCGGGGGGAACGGCGGUUCUCAAGACUAGGACUGGUGCCAUCGGUGACGAGGUGUCGGUCACAGCCCGGGACGGACGUUCGGUUGACACGGACUUCGUGAUACACUUCCCAGUGCCCAUGUCCAAGUGUUGGGACAACGUUGUCUACACCUGCUCGGUCCAGCUUCUCUUCCGCGAUGAGGCAGAGGUGGAUGAGUGGUGCGCUGUGAGGGGGGUUCCCAAAGGAGACGUACGGCCUAUUCAGCAGAUCUGGGACUUUGCUGCGGACUGGACCAAGUGGUCUCUGCGCGAAGCCAAGGAGAUUUUUGACCGGCAUGGCCUGGAUGGACCGAUUUGGGCAGUUGAGCAUGAUGCUGGGCGCUUUUAG
Molecule: messenger RNA, 651 nt
Organism: Clonostachys byssicola
Lineage: Eukaryota; Fungi; Ascomycota; Sordariomycetes; Hypocreales; Bionectriaceae
Source: the annotation of a GenBank genome assembly